Messenger RNA from Glarea lozoyensis ATCC 20868, 1263 nucleotides. RefSeq lists its product as uncharacterized. The transcript has 2 exons. NCBI's taxonomy places the organism in Eukaryota, Fungi, Ascomycota, Leotiomycetes, Helotiales, Helotiaceae. Bases 1 to 1263 code for a protein of 420 amino acids. The record is from RefSeq and is a predicted model, not a curated record.
AUGGCUCGUGAUCACCCUACGCAUAUCGAAGAUGGUGAUGGGAAUGAGUGGGAUGAUGGUCAGGACGAUAACCAAGACGCCACCCAAGAACACUCGAACACAGAAGAAUUAGCACCGCUCAACCAAUAUGAAGGAUGGGAUUCCGCUCUACCAGAAAUCGAGGAAACUCAACCUCGCAGUUCCGUGCCAGUUGGACACGUACCGGCAAAUCCAGAGAGCCAGUCCUAUUUCCAUUAUUACAGAACAGGCCAGGAAACUCGCAGUGAUAAUCAUGACUAUUAUUAUCCUCCUGCCUCAGGGCUGGAUUACAGCCAGAUGGCACCUCCUCAGGCUACUGCUAGAGAGCAUACUGAGUCAUCUUCCGCGAGAUUACAUGCGGAACCUAGCACGGAUUCGCAUGAUACUUCUACUCGACCUGCCAAGAAAUCGUCUCAUCGAGACAAGAGUGGUAAUGUAUCAAAGGCAUCAAAAUUAGCAUCUGGAAAAAAGUGCUCUGUGUGCUCGAGCUCAUUCAGAAACAACGCAGACUUGGAACGCCAUAAGCGGGUGGUACAUGGAGAUGUUCUGAAAUUCAAAUGCGAUUAUAGGGGGUGUCUACACGAAUAUUCGCCUGUACGUCUAGAUCAUUACAGGGAACAUCUGGAGAAAUUCCACAAGGAGGAUCUGCCGAAGGGUUCAAACGGAUACAGUGAUGAGUGGUGGGCUAAGUGGUGGGCUGAAAGGGAUAUCAGGGAGGACUGGUGGAGAUGUAACAAAUGUCUGACGAGAGUUGUUAAGGGGAAUGAGUGGGUGUGUUUGAAUUGCUCUACUUACUGCAGUCAAGAGCGUAUUGACGAACGGGAAUCCCGGUUUGGUAAUUCAAUGCAAAGCGAGCCGCAUGUACCGACUACCACGGAUUAUGCUCCACAAGCAAAUAUCCCAGAUUCAGCGUAUGAAGAAGCAAACCGCAGCCAGUCCAACAUCCCACUCGCGCCAGUAGCAACGACAUCUGCGUUACCUGAUCCAAGUCAAGACAACGUUCUGCAUGGUUGGGUAGAAGAAGUGGUGAUGCUGGAAAGAUAUGUUGACAUUGAGUCUGGCGAAGAAAUGUACAUUCUGUGUCGCGAUAACAACCGACGAAUAGUGAAACGGGCGAGCGAGUGGUCAGAGGGCCAGAUUCGUCCUGAUGGUGUAAACGCGGAGCCUUGCUUUGUGCACAGAGAUCAGGGGGGAAGGAUAUACUGGACGAAGACUUUCGAUGUCAAGGGGAAGGGUAGACGGUAG